GGACCCCGUGAGUUUACUCAAUCAGACACAACUUGAAUACUUUGAACGCUGACUUCAGCGCGAUGGGAAAUUUUGUAGACACACCACCGGUCGAGGCAGAAGAGCCUUCUGUUGGGACUUCUUCGGAUUCAGACACGGAGCUUAGGGCUGAUGAUUACGUUAUCGAUCUGGAUGCCCCUGAAUAUCACGAAUAUCUCGUGGAGAGGAAAAAGAGUUUGAGCGAAGGAGCUCUGCUCGAUGACGUUACUUAUCUGGACUGGAAGAGAAACAACAAUGUCUUAAAUGAACAGGACAGGAAUACAGACAGCAAGCAACGAAAUAACCGUGAGAUGUUGGGAAAGCGUCUCUCAGUGCCAACGACUGGCAACGAAAUUAGAGCUGUGAGGAAGAACACAAAAGAAUACGAGAAACGAGCUGUGGAAAGCAAACAACGUAUUGAUGAUGUUAAGAAAAAGUACAAUCUGAAAAACAGAGAUUACACCGCGAGAACAUAUGUUUGGAAUGAACAUGACAAAAAGCAGGCUAAACUGGAGAAGCAACAAAGAAAACUUCUCCGACAACAAAUUCGUCUCAAAUACAAUCUACCAACACCCAAGACAAGCAGAACUACUGUCAUUGCUUCGGGAUGAAAGUGUCGAUGAAAAUUGCGGAGUUGUGAUGAAAAUUAAAUCAAUAGAUGCAGAUACAAUUGGAUGUGCACCCUCUAGGGGACGAGGCACCAGAUCAGUAUCAUAAAGUGCCAGCUCAGAGCUGUAAUACAAGUCCUAAGAUGUCAUUAAGUGAGGCGCUGUGAAUGCAAGUGAAUACGAAGACUGGUUGACCUAUGUUAGAUUUUGAUGAAGACUGAUAAUCAUAUCUUAGGUUUGAAUGAGGAACGUUGUGAUAUGUUUGAUAAUUUUUAAGGGAAGAAGGUAUUUUUAAAGACUGCAAGGUUGCGUUAAAAAUUAUUUACUAUGAGUAAUGACCUAUUUAUUUUUCAUCAGUGGAAGAAUUUGAGCAAAGAACUGAAUGGAUGUUAUUAGGUUAACAAAUGAAUUGUUUCAAUCUUUUCUCGUUUUAAGGGGAACUGUUUGUAUUAAACCUUUAAGUUUCAAAUAA
Pocillopora verrucosa is the source of this 1098-nucleotide messenger RNA. RefSeq lists its product as uncharacterized. NCBI's taxonomy places the organism in Eukaryota, Metazoa, Cnidaria, Anthozoa, Scleractinia, Pocilloporidae. The record is from RefSeq and is a predicted model, not a curated record.